GCAGAUGCCGCCGGAGCUUCACGUCCACAUGAAGCUCUCAGCCGAGCUCUCGUGUUGUGAAAAUGUUAACACGAGGCGCGGUGUUCUGCCUUUAGCUGAAGAUAUGAUUCUUCAAACUGAGUCUUUUACUUUUAUUCCACCCAAAUUGGGCCGAUGUGACCGAGGUCCCCUUUAACUGCGGAUGUCCCUGACCAAUUCCAGCGUCUUUCUGCUCAACGAGGGUUCAGCCGAUUCCUACACUAGUCGACCCUCGGAUUCCGACCUGUCCCUGGAGGAGGACCAGGAGGCGUCUCGGCGUGAAGCCGAGCGCCAGGCUCAGCUGCAGCUAGAGAGAGCCAAGUCCAAACCUGUAGCAUUUGCUGUUAAAACCAAUGUCAGUUACUGUGGGGCCCUUGAUGAAGAUUGUCCAGUCCAAGGUGCCGCUAUUAACUUUGAAACCAAAGACUUUCUGCAUAUAAAAGAAAAAUACAACAAUGACUGGUGGAUUGGUCGACUGGUGAAGGAAGGGGCUGACAUCACUUAUCCAAGCCCGGUCAAACUAGAAGCCAUGAGGAUAAACAGGAGCAGAAAGCAGCAGCAAGGAAAGGAGGGAACGCUUCAUCGGGAGGCUGGAGGUCCACCCCUCCAUCUGCAGACAGAACAUGUCCCUCCAUAUGAUGUGGUUCCCUCUAUGCGGCCUGUGGUGCUGGUUGGCCCUUCUUUGAAAGGUUAUGAGGUAACAGACAUGAUGCAGAAAGCCUUGUUUGACUUCCUGAAGCACAGAUUUGAUGGCAGGAUCUCUAUUACACGGGUGACUGCUGAUCUGUCACUGGCAAAGCGCUCGGUGCUCAACAAGAAGGCCAUAAUGGAGAGAUCCAACACUCGCUCCAGUCUGGCUGAAGUCCAGAGUGAGAUAGAGAGGAUCUUUGAGCUGGCCAAGUCUCUUCAGCUGGUCGUCCUGGAUGCUGACACCAUCAACCACCCGGCACAGCUCCUCAAAACAUCACUGGCUCCCAUCAUUGUCUACGUCAAAGUCUCCUCGCCCAAGGUUCUUCAGAGGCUGAUCAAAUCUCGAGGGAAGUCGCAAAGCAAACACCUCAAUGUCCAGAUGAUGGCAGGGGACAAGCUGGCUCAGUGUCCGCCUGAGAUGUUUGAUGUCAUCCUGGAUGAGAAUCAGCUGGAGGAUGCGUGUGAACACCUCGCAGAGUACCUGGAAAUUUACUGGCGUGCCACACACCUCCCGUGUUCUGCCCCUGUUAACCCGUUACUAGACCAAAGUGUGAUCACCCCACCCUCAGCUAACUCCAGCCAACAGUUUUCCGAGACUCAAGAGUUGAUAGAAUAAUGACCACCACGAAAAUCGCAGCAGCCUGUGCUGUCGGCUGGGGUCAGACGAGGAGGUCAUAGAGCACAGGGACCAGGGCGCCACCAGGGGGCAGCAGCAGCCCUCAUAUCUUCAGAGCCAGCCACCACCUUCUCUGGCGAAAAGAAGAGGAACAAGAGCAGAGUCGUUCAAGCGAGGAAGAGCAGGAGGCUGGUGAGCUGGAAGAAGAGAAGAAACACAAACAGGGAGAGGAGCAUGAGGAGGAGGAGGAAGGUUAAACCAGAGGUACCUCCACCUCACUGCUGCCCCCUCGACAAGAGCUCCCUGCUCCCACAGCCACGCGACAUCUCAGGGCCGCUUUCUACAGCUGCACAGAUACUGGUGACAAAAACCAGUACAGCAGUGCAGUCACUGCACAACACCUUUUUCCCCUCCCUCACCCACCUGACCUCACCCGACUCCCUGCUCCCACACUGGAGGUCAAGCUGAGCCAGCCCAGGUGUGAUUGACACCCAGACAAAUUACACACCUGUGAAGUCAGAGGAUGUUAGCAUAAAGUACUGUAGCAUAGCAACACAAGAUACAAACAAAAGUAGCUUAUCAUUGUAGUGUUUCCUCUCAGAUAAUCACGGCUUCCAAAGAGAGUGACGCAAAACCAAUUCUUUGUCUUCCAUCUUCACAGCUCUCUGUGAGCUCACUCCAGUUUGACCAAAUGUUUCCUUUAAAAUGCACAACAGUUACUUUAUCUUAUUUAUGUUCUUCCUAAUCCAAUAGAUUUUUUGAAUCAUUAUUUUCCCUUUUUUUUUACUGCAGCUAAACACACUACCCUCUGUAAUCCAUAUCUUGGCCCUCAUGAUAGCUGGUCACAUAUCCAUAUGCAACAGUAAUGCAAACCACGUACACAUCAAGUGCAUGCUUCCAUAUCAGCAGUCUAUAUGCAUAUUUUUUCACAGCUGUGAAUGUAUAAAUGCUGCUCUGUCAGCUUAAGAGGGAUCAUUUGCGAUUAUUAACUGGUUUCUUUGCAGAUGGUUGGUGGCAAAUCUCAUAACGAUCACUUACAGUUCUCUGAAACAGAAACAACAAAAAAUACGUGAGCAUCAAUCAAGUCUUAUUCUGCUUCGAUUACAGCACUGUCUAAUCCCAUUUGAUCAUUCCAAUUUAUAAUACUGCUUGCCACUUGGUAAUAUGCAGACAGUAAAAAUCUUCUUUUUGACACUUAGAAAUGAUCCAGAAAUAUAAUUGGUAGCAGAACCAGAUGUCAGAGUAUGCUCUGGCUUUAACAGAUGUAAAACCAUCUCGAAUGCAUCAUUCUAGUCUCAAGCUUUCAGUUUUUGCUUUCAGUAGCAGUCAUACCCUGUCACCAAACUGCUCCUCAUGAUGAUUUUAAAGUAAAACUGAGAGUUUGAUACUGGAGCAAUAACCCUGUCCAGUCUCUUAUGACCAGAUGUUGUAAAUGAUGUUUCUUUUAAACUGUUAUCUACUCUCAUUUUGUUGUAUUUUUUUCUUCAGUAGAAGAAAUGCUGAAUAUGUGCAAGAUUUAACACACAUGACUUGACUUGAUCUCCAGGACCAUAAAACUUGAAAAAAACAACAGCUUGUUGAUUAGAUGUAGUGUAUGAUUUCUAAAUAGAUGUCUAGAUUAAGAAGGGUUACAUGUUGCUUCAGCAUGUGUGCUGAAUGUACAAUUUGUGAUAUUAGCACUUAACUUAAAAAAAUCACAUCUCCAUAAACCGCACAGUCAGGAGCAUAUCUGCCUUUUUUAUCACAACAGUAGCAUUAUUUAUAUUUUACAUCACUCGUUAUGCAACUGAAGAAAUGGUUGAUUAUAGACACCUAGUUUCUCUUUGGAUAUCAGGGUGAGUUGAAGGCAUCAGCAGGGACUCAGAGUUAUGUAACUCGAUGAAAAGAAGUAGCAACUUUGCAUGCAUCUGUACCCACCCUCCACCCCACCACUGUGCUACGACGCUGAAAGGAUUUCAUCACCGCCGAAGAGACACUGAGUCUCUAAGCACAUCAAAAGAUUGCCAGGCUUACUUCCCAAUAAGCCAGUAAAUUGUUUCAUAAUCUUUUGGCCGAAGUUCUGCAGGCACAUCAAUACAUGGAGGGCGACCUCUUGUGGCAAAUAUAUGUCAUUAUCUGCAACUCACUUAACUUCAAAGCAGACAUUACACGUGCAUCCAUAGAAAUGAAAAACAUGGACAACCUCUAGUCAUAACGGCAGUUUAAUGUAUUUGCUGCAAACAUCAAAAGCUUAAUUUUAACAUAAUUUCUCAUGUUUAUUUAUUUACUUAUCGCGCUGCUUCCACUUUAUGUCUAACAGUACAAGUGAAUGCAUCUCAAGAAGCACUGGUAUUCUCACCUUAAUGCAUCUGCUUUGCAUUAUACAAAUAUAUCAAUCGGUUAACGUACCACACAUGUAAAUAACCUAAUAUAUGUGCAUGACAUAUUGUAUUCCUGUUCAUCAGAAGGGCUUUUUGGGACCAUCCUCACAUGAGCCAUUCACUCUGCAGAGUAAUCAAUAUGACAUUCAUAACCAGUAACAUGAACACAUUAUUCAGGCUUUAUUGUACAUACUGUAUAAUCUGUAUGCAGAUAUUAUAAGUAUUAUCAUAAUGCACAGAAACAAAUAAUGCUGACAGAAAGCAGAGAGGGUUUUAGUCACAGCACAUAAAUCUAUAUUAAACGUCUCAGAGAGCAUGAGUUUAUAUGUCUUUACCUCUCCUUUUAGAAAAAAAUGCACUGCAGUUAUUUAAGACCACAGUAAAGUUUGCUUCCACUGAUACCCACAUUCAUUUCUGAAGGACCAGGUUUGAGAAACAUAACCUCUACUUGAGCACAGUUUCUUCUUUUAAUUAGAAAAUAUCUUACAUUUCUUUAAUUUCUCUUGCAGGAAACUUCUACAAAUUAUUCCUUCAAUGUCCAAAGCACAAUUUUUUACAAUUAUUGUUUUUCCUAUUGCUUUCACUCGCCUAAAUUCUGUAUGCAAUACAAAGUCUAUUAUUGACACGACACUAGCUGAGACUAUCAAGAUAUCUCUUCGGGUAUGAUGAGGUAUAAUUGCACUACUAUGAUUUCUGUGUCUGCUUUAUGAUGCAAUAAAUGCACUAAACAUUAUGCUGUACCUUCCUCCAAAACUAAACAAGAUGUCCGGUCUAAGGAUGAUGUUAACAUUUCACUGGGCUUCUGACAGGUCGACAAGAUAAAUAUCCAUCAGUGUCUGAAGAUAAUGUGUACAGGGUGCAUCUUUUGUUAAUAGCACAUUUGAAAGAGGGGGUGAUUAAAACACAU
Notolabrus celidotus (New Zealand spotty) is the source of this 4591-nucleotide messenger RNA. It is a transcript of the gene cacnb3b, whose product is annotated as calcium channel, voltage-dependent, beta 3b. The record is from RefSeq and is a predicted model, not a curated record. Gene Ontology annotation, cellular component: voltage-gated calcium channel complex. Gene Ontology annotation, molecular function: protein binding; high voltage-gated calcium channel activity. Gene Ontology annotation, biological process: chemical synaptic transmission; neuromuscular junction development; regulation of voltage-gated calcium channel activity. NCBI's taxonomy places the organism in Eukaryota, Metazoa, Chordata, Actinopteri, Labriformes, Labridae.